UUAGUUUUGACUAACCCAAUAUUUAUUUGGACUAUCUUUUUGUUGAGAAAUAAGGUUAUAAUAAUCAAGCAUCUUAAGACGCAGCUCACAGAUUCUUUCCAACCAUUCUAAAGCUUCAACUCUGCUACAUUCUUCACCAAUUGACAUGGUCGCCAGGUUCUGCAACUCAGUAGUUAUUCUUCUAUGCUUCGUUUCCUUUCUCUCUAUUCUUCCCUGUCCUGUUUCUGUCAGCUUCCAACUCUCCCGGUUUGACCCAACUAUGAUCACCAUUGUCUAUCAGGGUGACGCAAAGCCUGAUGUUGGAACCAUCGAGUUUAACCUUGUCAAUUAUAUAAACCGAGUUGGAUGGGCUACAUAUGCCGACAAGGUGUUGCUUUGGGAUUCUGAAACAGGUAAGAUUUCCGAUUUCAACACUCGGUUUUCCUUUGAAAUCAACACCCAAGGUGUUCCACUUUAUGGUCAUGGGUUAUGUUUCUUUCUGGCUCCUGUUGGAUCUCUAAUCCCACCAAACUCAGCUGGUGGCUUUUUGGGAUUGUUUAACACCACAACCAGUGAUUCACCAAGCAACCAAAUUGUCUCCAUAGAGUUCGAUUCCUUCCAUAAUCCUGAAUGGGAUCCACAUGGAAUUGAUGGUCAUGUGGGGAUCAACAACAACUCUAUUGCUUCAGCUGUUUACACUCAGUGGAAUGCUAGCUCUCAUAGUGAAGAUACUGCCAACGUGUUAGUUACUUACAAUUCUACCACUAAGGAUUUGAGUGUGUCAUGGAGCUAUUUAACCACCAACAGUCCACGAGAGAAUUCAAGUCUUUCCAUGCGGAUUGAUCUAAUGAAGGUCCUACCAGAGAGGGUCAUGGUUGGUUUUUCUGCUGCAACAGGUAUGUAUGUGGAGAGACAUGUACUUAAAUCAUGGGAAUUCCAUUCAAAUUUGGAAGAACCAGCUACCAAUGGAAAGAAUACAAGAAGGAUCAAAAUACUAGUAGCCUCUGCAGUUCCUGUCAGUGUUUUGAUAGCUGGGACAGUUAUAUCAUGUAUCAUGUGGUUUCUGUGGAAGAAAAGGCAAACAAAAAUUGGUGAAACAAAAAAUUUAGCAUCCAUUAAUGAUGAUGAACUUGAAAGAGGAGCUGGACCUAGAAGAUUUUCCUUUAAAGACCUUGAAUCUGCUACCAACAACUUCUCUGAAGGGAGAAAGUUAGGUGAAGGAGGGUUCGGAGCAGUUUAUAGGGGUUACCUUAUCGAUCUGGACAUUGAAAUCGCGGUUAAGAGGAUUUCGAGGGGGUCUAAACAAGGUAAAAAGGAAUAUGCAACUGAAGUGAAGGUCAUUAGCCAGUCAAGACAUCGGAAUCUAGUGCAACUUAUUGGUUGGUGUCAUGAUAAGCGUGAGUUGUUACUUGUCUAUGAGUUCAUGCCAAAUGGUAGCCUUGAUUCCCACCUAUUCGGCAGAAGAAUUCCACUUACUUGGCCUGUAAGGUACAAAAUAUCUCUUGGAUUGGCAUCUGCAAUUUUUUAUCUUCACGAGGAGUGCGAGCAGUGUGUCGUGCACCGAGACAUCAAAUCCAACAAUGUGAUGCUAGACUCUAGUUUCAAUGCCAAACUAGGUGAUUUUGGACUGGCAAGGCUUAUGAGCCAUGAGCUUGGUCCAAAAACAACAGGGUUGGCUGGAACUAUAGGCUACUUGGCUCCAGAGUAUAUAAGCACAGGAAGAGCAAGCAAAGAGUCGGAUGUAUAUAGCUUCGGAGUGGUUUUAUUAGAAAUUGCUACCGGACGAAAGUCAGCGGACCCAAGAGAAGCAACUGAAACAGGAUUGGUAGAGCAGGUUUGGGAUCUUUAUGGGGAAGGAAAGCUUCUUUCGGUUGUAGAUGAGAAAUUGAAUCAAGAUUUUGAUGUAAAACAAGCGGAGUGUGUGAUGAUUGCUGGACUGUGGUGUGCUCACCCUGACAACCGGUCGAGGCCCUCCAUUAGGCAAGCAAUUCAAGUUCUGAAUUUUGAGAUAGCGCCUCCAGAUCUUCCUAAAAACAUGCCUCUUCCUGAGUUUCAUGCCCUUCCUGUCUCAUUCAUUUCUAAACAACUUGGAAUAAACAACUCAAGCACUACUGAUGGUUGUGAAAUAUGAUUUUCCUUUCUCUUUUUGGCUAAGUUGUAUCAGAUAUUGCCUGGUUUCUUCCUCGCAAUGAGUAGGGGCGUACUUUUGAUUAUGUGCAUAAGCAAUUUACUUGUAUAUAUCCAUUGUCAAUGUAAGCAACUUUCUUGCACAAAGCUUUAAUAUUAAAGCUAGAGACAAAUAGAGAUUUACUUUUAACUAA
Molecule: messenger RNA, 2300 nt
Organism: Gossypium raimondii (Peruvian cotton)
Lineage: Eukaryota; Viridiplantae; Streptophyta; Magnoliopsida; Malvales; Malvaceae
Product: L-type lectin-domain containing receptor kinase IX.1
Exons: 1
Coding region: 146-2110 (654 amino acids)
Biological process (GO): protein phosphorylation
Cellular component (GO): plasma membrane
Molecular function (GO): protein kinase activity; ATP binding; carbohydrate binding
Source: RefSeq, a predicted model, not a curated record